AUGCUGCAAAGGUUCCUUGAAUACAUCGGCCCAGAACGGGUCAAGUCUUUCGUCUCGGUCGAGGUUUCUCAACAGUAUGCUGUCUCUUCCAGGAAAGCGUACCAUCUGUUGUCUCCUGCAAGUGGUCUCGCAAAGCUCGAACUCGAGUACUGGCACAGGUACUAUGGUUACUCUUCUCGGCCGGAUUGGCCUUCUAUCCUAUUGCCGUUGAUGCAGUCUCUCUGCUCAGAAGGCGGCAAAAGUCGAGAGGAGGCCUAUGAUAUCGUCACAAUUCCAGGUGCGGUGACAGGUCGUUGCAUGACACAUGGUCAUUUCAUCGCACGUGUCAACAAGGAUUGCGAUAAGGAAGUGAGGGCUUAUGAUGACUUCUACAAGAAGUUGCGCAAUGAUCUAGAUAGCGCCAUGGACAAAGCCGAUGCAAAGAAGGAGGCGAUCAAAAGGGGUUCGCCGGUCAAGACUAGGUCUGGGCGUAAGACGAAGGCGGUCGAUUACUCAGGUAUGGAGGAGGAAUAA
Aureobasidium uvarum is the source of this 513-nucleotide messenger RNA. Lineage: Eukaryota; Fungi; Ascomycota; Dothideomycetes; Dothideales; Saccotheciaceae. The record is from the annotation of a GenBank genome assembly.